This is a messenger RNA of Chenopodium quinoa (quinoa), 1095 nucleotides long. RefSeq lists its product as uncharacterized. The record is from RefSeq and is a predicted model, not a curated record. The transcript has a single exon. Bases 516 to 1043 code for a protein of 175 amino acids. NCBI's taxonomy places the organism in Eukaryota, Viridiplantae, Streptophyta, Magnoliopsida, Caryophyllales, Amaranthaceae.
AAUGAGCACUCAAAUAAUUGAGCUAGUUGCCACUUUAUUUCAUUACCCCUUUUUAUAACCAAAAUACAUGUGCUUUCAUAGUUUAAUUUUCCAUUUCUACAAGUAUUUGGUGUGGGACUUAAGGCAUUGUCUUUCUUAACCUUAUUUGUGAAGAAAUCAUUUAACCACAUUCUAAGGUGGGCAUGUACUCGUACUUGUGUCCUCAUCCUCAAUCAUAAAUAUUUUCUAGCCCUACCCUUUUGGAAUUACCAAGGUUAAUUUUUAUUCUUUUUUUUUUUUUUUUUUUUUUUUUUUUUUUUUUUUUUUUUUUUACUUUGAGGGGUAGUAAAAAAGAAUGAGUCUUUCCUUCAUUCCUUAUUGUAUGUUAUGUUAUGUUAUGUUUGAUUACAACAUCCUUAAAAAACACUUUUCUACUCCCUAGAAAAAACACCCAUUUUUUUUACUUAGCAGUAUAGUAUUUUUCCUGAUUCCUGCAGGAUUAUAUAUAGCCGCAAUAUUGCAGUAACCUUCAUUAAAUGGAAGAGAACAAGGGAAAGAGGCGGCCCCGGCCUCGCUUCACAUCCGAAGAGGCCGGGGAUUCAUCAGUGGAGUGUUCAGGGAAGCAGUGCAGAUCAUGUGCUGCAGCCUUGGUUGCUGACUGUGUUGCUGUCUGUUGCUGCCCUCUCGCGCUUGUCAGUCUGUUAGCUCUUGCCUUUGUUAAAGUACCUUAUUUAGUAGGCAGGAGGUGUCUGAGGAAAAGGAAGAACAGGAAAAGAAAAUGCUGCAAAAUCGGCGAAAAUGGAACUAGUAUUGAUAUCAACAGCAGGGAUAUUAGUCUGAUUUCAGGGAGAUUAAGUCAGAGUAAAUCAGAUAUUAUCUUUGAAUUUGGUAAAGAAGGUGAUAAUAUUAACAAUAAUAAUCAAGAGUUGGAAGAAAGAAGAAGCUUUUGUGCUGCAUUUGAAGCUGAUAAAGUAUUAUUUGAGUUGUACCAAGUUGGUCAUUUGGGUUUUGGUAGGGUUUCUUUUACAGGAAUUCAACCUUUUGGUAAGGAAAAUCAAGGGUAAAUUUUAGUUUUUUAAGUUUAGUAAUUUUUAGUUAGAAAAAAAAAAAAAAAAA